Molecule: messenger RNA, 1215 nt
Organism: Ostreococcus tauri
Lineage: Eukaryota; Viridiplantae; Chlorophyta; Mamiellophyceae; Mamiellales; Bathycoccaceae
Product: YL1 nuclear
Exons: 1
Coding region: 1-1215 (404 amino acids)
Biological process (GO): chromatin remodeling; regulation of DNA-templated transcription
Cellular component (GO): nucleus
Molecular function (GO): ATP-dependent H2AZ histone chaperone activity
Source: RefSeq, a predicted model, not a curated record
AUGCGCGCCGACGCCGACGCCGAGUACGUCUCCGCGCUCCCGAAUCGCUCGACGCGCGGGACGCGCAUGCGCGCGCUCCUCGAGGACGAAGACGACGCGGACGAAGCGUUCUGGUCGCAAGACGCGUUCGCGGACGAGAGCGGGGACGAGGCGUACGCGAGCGAGAGCGAGGAGGAGGAUGUCGUGGAUGCGGAUUUUCACGACGACGAGAGCUCGGAGAGCGAGGGCGAGGUGCGCGUCGAGCGCGAGCGACGGGCGAAGACGCUCAAGGCGCCGGAACGGAGGGAUGGUGGACGCGCGGGGGGUGGGGCGCGCGUGGGGGCGGUGCGCGAGGUGAACGAGGUGGGGGGGUCGCGUCGGGACGCGACGGCGGAGCGCGCGCGCGCGGCGGUCGCGGCGGCGGAUGUGGAAAUCAGAAAGUCGAAGCGGUCGACGGCGCAAGCGAUAUUGGAGCGGAGUGAGAAGAUGCGAAAGGAGCGAGAGGCGAAACCGACGACGGAGAGAGAGCGAAUUGUGUACGUGAUGCCGUCGCAGGAGCAGCUCAUGGAGGAGACAAAGGUCACCGAGUACUACAACUUGCUCGAUCUCGAGCGGUUGCUCACGCUGGAGGCGGAGAUGAAGAAGAAGGCACCGACGACGGGCAAGAAAUACGAGGGUCCGUCGCUGAUUUAUCGGAGCUCUUCGAAGGUUGACGGAGGCGCGUCGACGAUCGAGCUCGCGCGCGGCGCCGAGCCGCCGGCGCCGCUGCGACGAGACGAAGCCAAGCCGGUGCCUGUGAAACCGAGCGUGUGCGUCAUCACGGGGUUACCGGCGAAGUAUAAGGAUCCGGUGACCGGGAUGCCGUACGCUACGUUGGAUGCGUUUAAGAAGGUUCGAGCAAAGUAUCCGCCGCUUCCGCCAAAGGUGAAACUGGCGCCGAUCGAGCCAGAGCCGAUUGAGGUGGAGGAGAAACCGACGGUGGUGUUCGAGGAGCCAACAGACGCGUUCGCGGUACCGGGGAUGAAACCGGCGAAGACUGCGGAGGCGAAGAAGCGAAAAGGAAAGCCUUCGGCGUCAAAGCUAUCGACGGCGCCCGCGAAGACGCUCAAGGAAGAACCCGAGGACGAAGUGUUCGCGACGCGUGAGGAUGACGACAUCAUGGCGGAGGAAGACUUCAUGGGUACGGAUUCCAUGGCGGACAUGAUGGCGGAGGAGGACGUCGACGAUGGAUUUUGA